Molecule: messenger RNA, 1803 nt
Organism: Sungouiella intermedia
Lineage: Eukaryota; Fungi; Ascomycota; Pichiomycetes; Serinales; Metschnikowiaceae
Source: the annotation of a GenBank genome assembly
AUGCGGUCUCCAUUCACUUCCAGACCCAGCGAUGCGAAUAUCGUAUCGUCUCCACACCGAUUGAAACGGGCGAAAUCCGUCAAGGAUGCCUUUCCACCCACUCUACACCGCGUUCUUCUGUCUAGUCUGCCGUGUCGCUCCGGAAGCCGAAGACGCUUCAAUCGGUUCCCGUCUCCAUCAAGUGAGGCUAUCAACGAUACUCCGGUGACAUGCUUGAGUGACCUGGAAUUUAAUUUUUCUGGUUCACUCGAUAUUUCUGAUGCAGAGUCUCUUCCAGACUUGACUGACGAUGCUUCUGUUGCAGGAUCUGUCUACAGUGCUGUUACUCCCACCAAGAACGCAUGUCUGUACUUUGAGGUUGCACCCACUGACUUCUGCAAGAAGAAUCUUCUUGCCGAGCUCACAGAGCAUUGUGUGGAGGGACUACAGGAAGACAACGACCUUGACCACGUAGACAAUGGAAUUGGUCCAGAAGUCAACGAGGUCAACGAAGUCAACGAGGAGGAAACCAUCAGCAUUGAUGUACGCUCCAAGCUUGGGAGAGAUUCAGAGAUCAUUGGUGCUGAAAAUAUGCAUGUAGGACCUGUUGACGAAGAUAUUGGUCUCUACGAGCAGUCCCUCUUCCAAUCUCUGGUUCCUCUGUCCAUCUUCCAAAUUCCAGAGCUAGUGCAUAAAAUCAUCGAAUACGUCGAUGCACAGAACACCUCUGUGCCCAGGGAACAAACUCCUCUGAGACGGAAACCAUUGUCAUAUAAGCAUGCAUUGUUAAUUCACGGCAACGAGGCUGCGGCCAUGAAAGCCAUGCAAGAGAGUCAAGUGACGCAUUCGCAGCCAUCCAAUCCAGGAACGUUGCACUCUUGCCUUUUGGUGAACAAACUCUUCCACCGCAUCACCAAGGAGAUUAUGAGCUCCAAGGUGUAUUUUUCCAACGAGAAAAACUUCUACCAAUUUGUCCGCAACGACAACCCGGAGUUUUUUUCUUCUUUCCGCCCCACUUCAUUGGUGCUUAAUAAACUUUUCUGCGCGAAGCAGGCAGCCAUGGAUAAAAUCACUAAUGCCAUCGAUUAUUCUCGUCUCGAGUGGCUCGAGGUUAACAUGUGUCCAAAACUUCUACCUUCGGAAAAAUUACUCCAUUCGUCGCUCCGCACGCUUAUUGUCACUGGGUCCAAGAUCUUGGACGACUCGCUCUUGGUGGAGGUUGCGAAAAGAUGUCCGAACCUCCAGGCCAUUGAUCUCCGUGCAUGCGAGGGUAUUACCGACUAUGGCGUAUACGCCAUUGCUAGAUCGUGUACUCAGAUCACCAGUAUCAAUUUGGGCCGCAAGAAGCGCGGACAUCUUAUCACUGAUCACAGUGUGUCUACGCUAGUGUGCAACAACAAAAGACUCGAGACGGUAGGAUUAGCCGGGUGCUAUAUCACCGACCGUACCAUCUGGGAGCUUGCAAUGAACUGUGGGUUCUCCCUUGAGAGACUUUCGUUGAACAACUGUCCAUAUGUGACCAACCAGUCGCUACCGGUGAUUCUUCAGCACAAUCUCUUGCCGAACCUCUCAGUGCUUGAGAUUCGGUUUGUUGUGAAAAUCACCAAUUUCGAUCCUAUUGUGACGUUCAGACGGAAGCAGAAUUCCAAGGGGAUAUGUAUGUUGAUAGAAAUGUGCGAAGAGCUCUUGGUGAGGAUGAGAGAGUGUGAAAUUCGCAUGGACAACUACAUCAGCGAGAGUAUAUUCCAGGAUAUAUCCGACUGGGCCAAUGCAAAGGAUGAAGAAGAUGUGUCGUUUCAGACACUCAUCAGUGCCAGGGUUUAA